Messenger RNA from Siniperca chuatsi (mandarin fish), 6490 nucleotides. Its product is annotated as protein phosphatase 1A. Gene Ontology annotation, cellular component: cytosol; nucleus. The transcript has 6 exons. The record is from RefSeq and is a predicted model, not a curated record. Lineage: Eukaryota; Metazoa; Chordata; Actinopteri; Centrarchiformes; Sinipercidae. Gene Ontology annotation, molecular function: magnesium ion binding; manganese ion binding; protein serine/threonine phosphatase activity. Gene Ontology annotation, biological process: protein dephosphorylation; positive regulation of canonical NF-kappaB signal transduction; negative regulation of canonical NF-kappaB signal transduction. The coding region runs from base 181 to 1335 and encodes 384 amino acids.
GUCUUGAGUGACGAUUGCUCAUUGCUAGCUAACUGGCUAGCUAGCCUAGCUAAACCGCUGCAAACCCCGCUAGUCGGUGUACCUCUCUGGUGUGAACUGCGACCAGCCAGUCCUUGUCACUGUCGCAGCUUCCGUUGCUGUCAACUGAUAUUUUGGAUAUUUGGUCUUAAAGAGGACACAAUGGGUGCAUUUCUGGACAAACCAAAGAUGGAAAAAUACAAUUCCCAUGGUCAUGGUAACAACCUGAAGUAUGGGCUGAGUAGUAUGCAGGGUUGGCGGGUAGAGAUGGAAGAUGCACACACAGCAGUAAUUGGUCUGCCUCAUGGUCUUGACCCCUGGUCAUUCUUUGCUGUUUAUGAUGGGCAUGCUGGCUCUCAGGUGGCCAAGUACUGCUGUGAGCACCUGCUGGACCAUAUCACUAGCAACUCAGACUUCCAGAGUGCUCUGCAGGAGGACCCCUCUGUGGAUAGCGUGAAGAAUGGGAUCCGCACAGGAUUCCUACAGAUUGAUGAACACAUGCGAAACAUCUCGGAGAAGAAGCAUGGUGUGGACCGGAGUGGCUCCACUGCAGUGGGAGUGAUGAUUUCUCCAAGUCAUAUCUACUUUAUCAACUGUGGCGACUCACGGGGGCUCCUCAGCCGGGGCGGAACUGUGCACUUCUUCACACAGGAUCACAAACCCAGCAACCCUCUGGAGAAGGAAAGGAUCCAGAAUGCCGGUGGCUCAGUCAUGAUCCAGCGAGUUAAUGGUUCCCUAGCAGUGUCUCGGGCUUUGGGAGACUUCGACUACAAGUGUGUGCAUGGAAAAGGCCCGACAGAGCAACUUGUGUCUCCUGAGCCUGAAGUUUAUGCAAUAGAGAGAUGUGAGGGGGAAGAUGAAUUCAUUAUACUAGCCUGUGAUGGCAUCUGGGAUGUCAUGGCCAAUGAGGAACUGUGUGACUUUGUCAGGUCAAGGCUAGAGGUGACAGAUGAUCUUGAAAGAGUCAGCAAUGAAAUUGUUGACACCUGCUUGUACAAGGGAAGCCGGGACAAUAUGAGUGUUGUGUUAAUCUGCUUUCCUGGGGCCCCAAAGGUAUCUCCAGAAGCGGUGAAACGGGAGGCUGAGCUGGAUAAAUACCUGGAGGCCAGAGUAGAAGAGAUCAUCAAAAAGCAGGGGGAUGAAGGUGUUCCGGAUUUGGUCCAUGUUAUGCGGACGUUAGCAUCUGAGAGCAUCCCUAACCUCCCUCCUGGAGGAGAGCUGGCAAGCAAACGAAGUGUUAUUGAAGCGGUGUACAACAAACUCAACCCCUACCGAAGUGAUGACACAGACUCUGCGUCCACAGACGACAUGUGGUAACACAACCUCCUACCACUAACACAGCAUAGAGUUUACAAACCACCAUCCUCUCAAGACCCACAGCAGCUCAGCUCAGCAGUCUGUCUCUCCGUCACUCUGAGCUUUUGUUUUCUAAGAAGGGAAUUUCAUGGGAGGAGGAGAAGGAGGCGGAGGAGGAAGAGGAAGAGGAGUUGCAUGCACACAAACCUGGAAUAGUGCAGCACCAGUCCACUCUGGAGUUCAGGAUCCCCACCGUCUUGUCUCCCCUUUAUGUUCACCCACCUUAAUACUCUCCUCUAAAGUAAUCCAUAACAAGUGAGUCCACAAGGUUUUCUUUCUUUUUGUUAAAUAAUCAGCUUAAGUAGUGAGAUUUUUUUGCUGUAAUUAAUUUGAUUCACAUUUCCUUGUGUGUGUUUGUAUAUUUCUGUUUUUGUGAAGUGCAAUUGUCCUGUACAAACAGCCUGUAUUUAAUGCAGCUUGAUUUUAAGUUAAAAAAUGAAAGAAAUGAAAAAGAGAACCUUUUUAUGCACUAUCUGCCUUUUCCUGCUCUUCUGGAACUGUAACAAAUGUCUAUUCAGUGAAUAUUUCUGCUUGUCCUCCAGGCACAAUGUCUCUGUGCUUUUACUUUACUUUACUUUACUUUUUUCUUUUUUUUCAGUUAGUCUAUGCUCCUUUUUAAGAAACGGGUAAAUUGUAUAGUUGACAGCACAGUAAGCUCUCUAUAUCAAACCAUUUAAAUCCUAAUUAUUUUUUCCCUGUGCUUUUUUUUUUUAUUGUAUUUUAUUUUCUUAAGUGGUUUUCUGUAUGUGCUCAAAUAAUAAUGGCAAAGUGUUUCACAGUCAUUUUGGAAGUGUGAGGUGAAAAAUAAUCUUUUUUUUAAAUUUCUUCUUUGAGGCAUCUGAUGAAAAAAGACCCCUCUUAACACAUUUGUCUGUGCGAAUAGAUACUUGCAAGCGUGCUUGGGUGCUUGUGUGUAUGUACAUGCGCACGUGUGUUAGUGUAAAGGCAGAUCUGUAUGUGCAACUCUAAUUUAAGUUUGCUAAGGUGGUUUUGACAGCAGACCAGGCUGGAUUUUAAGGGAAUUGCUCUCCUGACGCUUAUCCAUUGUUUGCCCUUUUUUUUCAGCCAGUGUUCCAUAUCAACCCAACAUAGGCUUUCACUACUUCUUAUUCCAAAAAGCUUUGGAUGACAUAGUUUACAUGCUGUUACGCUAUUUUGAACAACUUCAAGCUAUAUAUCAGAACUAUACUGUAACCUGAGAUGACACAAGUAGUUCAGUUUACCCAUGGUGUACAGUGGUUUGCAGCUAGUCAGCUCUUGACUAGUUUACACAUCUUUUGUGUCAUAUUUAAAUAUCAGUUUCUAAACAUAGAUUGUUACCAGUGCCCACUGUGGGUGCCAUAUGAUUUAUAAUCACUUGUUUCAGCUUUAUGACAGCCUAUGCCAAGUUUUUUUUCAUGAGAUUCAGUUUUUAUAUGUGGUACCGAUUACACUAUUAUAUAGUACAGAUACAGGUUUUUAGCUUCUACCUUUAGCAUCUGAUAAUUUGACUGAUGUGAACAGUUUAAGCACUGGCUAUUUUAGAGAAUAUCACCCAUUACCAUUUUGAUGAUAGGAGAAAUUGUUGACUCUAAAACAAUUUUUCUUUCACGUGGUCUUUAUUUGGACAUUCAAACCAAGAACAAAACUGCUAACUGCAAUGAGUUCUCAUGGUUGUAUAGCACCUUUUUAUUCCCAUCGGGUUUGCUCCGCUUAAAACCAUCCCCCAUGGCACCACAAGCCAGAGCACAAUACAGUUUGCUGCUAUAGUGUAUGAUCUGUGGGUUGAUUUUAUUUGUUGUUGUUUUUUUCUGUUAAUUUCCCCCUCUGAAUAGUCACUGACUAAAUCUGUAUUUAACACACACACACACACACACACAAUAGAUAUAUUUCUUGAAGAGAAAUGGUUUUAUUUCAAAUUUAUUUUCUGUUUUUUUGUUUUUUGUCUAAAAUUGCAUUGUUGCAAAUUUAUGUAUGUAUAUAUUUUUGACUUAAACUUUCAAGGAAUAAAUCAUGUCGCUUGAGUUAGUUUUUUGCCAUGGACAAAAUGUUUGUGUGUUUUGGCAAACAAAGGUUUCCAUCUGAUCAACACUGAGGGUUCAAACUGUUCAAUUUAUAGAAUACACUAAUGUACUAAAUUUUGUAUUUCUUCAUUUAUCAAAAUGACAAUCCUAUUUCAUUGUAUUUAGAUUUGUGGUGGGUAGCAAAUUAAGUCUUUAACAAAACACAGACUUUAACUUUGACUCUAAUCCUAAGUUUGCUGCUUUCUAAUAAGCUUUUGUGGCAAAAAGGCCAAAGACCACUCAAAUUAUGUAACUGCAAAGUCUAAAUCGCAAGAAUUAACUAUAUAAAGGAGAACCUAGCUGUAACCCUGUAAAAGAUGUUAAGCUAUUGGAGAGUGACGUCAACUUUAUUUUGAGAUUUCUGUUGACCGUUUGAUUUUAAAGGUAAUCUGUGGAGUUUUUGACCACUCGUGGUGCUGUAGAGAAAUGUUUUGCUGAGCGGGUCCUCACUCUACAAGCAUGAGCACAAGGAUGAACAUUCAGGACAAAAGCGCAGGGUGACGUGAAACACACUUCUGCUGGGGGCAGUAUUGUGUAUAUCAGCAUAUGGUGUCAUGGUAAUGUGGCAUAAAAGUGUUAAUGAACCAAUAAAAGACGAUAAGACUGCAAGCUGAUGUAAAAAGUGGGUUAGGGGUUAUGUGAGGUAUGGAAUAGCACUGAACAUGUUUGCUAGGCCUUAAAAACACGCAAAAUACAUUUUGUAAACAAAUGUUUGAUUGUAAACCUACUAGGUUGUUUACAGUGGAAACUCCAUAGGGUACCUUUAAACAGUUAGCCUAGAAAUUACAUGAAAAACAUGCCAUAAUUCAGUAGAUUUCCUAUUGAGGUGUUAGCUGACUCAAGACUGUAAACAUGUCAAAUAGGGAAAUAGAUUAUUGUGUGUGUGUUUGCAUGGAAAUGUGGUUUUACUGAAUAUUCUUCCCAUAAAAAAGCAAAAAAAACUAAAUUGCAACAAAAAACUUAACAGCAGAACAUUAAAAAUGUCAUUUAGUUCAAGUAUUUUUGGUUUAAAAUUACAAUAUUGUAUUUCUACCACAAUACUUGUAUACCUACUAAGAAAAACUCAAGUCAGUUUAUUCAGUGUGUUUGGGGAAAAAACUUUGUGUGUAUGAAAUUGCCUUUUUUUCCCUUUAUUUCAUCUGUAAGCUGUUUUAUUUUGUGCUGCAUUGCUUUUAUUUGGUAAGUGAGCGCACUAAAUGUCUCUCUUUUCAAACAGUUUUCAGCAGCCAGCUGCGUCUUGCAAACCUGGUAGGUGUUGAUUACUCUUAAACUCAGAAAUGUAACAAUUCAGGACGUGGCCCUUAAAACACUGCUGGUUAAUUACCCAUUUCUAAAACCGACUAAUUCCACAGAAUGAAAAAUGUAGAAAUUAGCUUUUUAAUAUUCAAAAUAGCUGUAGCAGAUAUUGACAGUAGCUUGGCUGUGAUUUGUCACAUCUGUGUGUUUUAUUUAAAUGACAAAUUUCCAUCGCAAACCUGUCCCCCCCCCCCAUCCCCAAACAAAAAAUGAACAAAACAAAAAAAUGAUCCCAAGUAUCUAUUCUCCUUGUUUAAAUUUUUUCAUGAACUGAAAUACCUCAUAACAUUUAUAGGAAGUGUUUUUGUCUUGUGUUAUGUAGAUCCAAACUGUUCAGAAAGCAGUUAACAUAUGGAGACUUUAAUGAAAGCAGUUUACUUGUGGUCUCCCCCCCAGAACUUCUGAUUUUAUCUCUGAUCUAUUUGAGUGGGUUAAGCCUGUGCUCAUGUACAGUAUUUGACUGAAUUGUGCUGAUGUUAACUAAACAAGUGAUUUAAGUGGCUACUGCAAAUGACAACUUAUUUUAGUAAGUAGGAACACUAUUGGCCUUGUUGUAUAAGCUGACCCCCUGCCCCCAAUCCCCCUUUAAACAAUGCCCUCAAAUGCUCACCUGUGUCAUGUCACCAACUUGUCCACUUGUGUGAUGCUCACUUAGCUCAAAUCUAGAAUUGUAUCGAGAGUUCAGGGUUUUAGAAAUGUGUGAGAAAAGUAGGUGUCUAAAUGACAAUAGUCAUAUGCACUGAUCAUCUGUAUAAUCAGCUUUUUUUGUUCAUUUUCCAGAAAAUUGUUAUUGUAAAAGAAAAGAUUAUAAAGCUAUUUACAGAGUUACCUUUGGUUGCCUGGAAUGCAUCCUGUAUAUUCUUGUACGGAGGACUACCUGGCAGAAGUUGAAGAAAUUUUAAAUGCUUACGCCCUCUUGUACAUAUUGAUGUACCUCAGUUGUGGCGUUUACUGUGUGACCCUUAGCAGUAGUGGUUUGUUAGUCCCCUCACAGGGUGACCUGAGCCUCACUUUGCUGACCUUUUUCAGCUCAUAAAUAAGCUCACCGAUUUGCCUUACCCAAUCUCAUGUUGCCCCCUAAAGUACUUGUUCGACAAAACACUAUGAGGAGGAGUGAUGCUGCUGACAUUACACUCUUAUAGAUUAACAACUGUCCCCAUGUUAGGGUACUUAAGCUAUCAACAAAGUGACUUUGUCCUGGUUGUCACAAGGUACAACUUUUCAACCAUUGCUGGUUUGUAUGCUUCUUUUUUUUUAUGUUACCUUAUUGAAUCUCGGUCUUGAAAGCUUCUUUAAUUUUUCACUGCAGAUGAUGUCAUACUUUUAACAAAUGCAAAUGUUUUAACAUGGUAACCUCAUGGUAAAUGUGCAUACAUAAAUUCAUGUCUGCUAUAUUUAUGGUUACAUUCAAGAAUAGCUUUAGAGUGCUGUAGAUAAGUAUUGUCAAUGUUGAUUCAAAUGCUUCUCAGAGGUCUCUGUGAGUGAUUUUACAAAGUUCAAUACCUGUAUAUUUUGUAUUAUGUUUUAGCUCCAAAGGAAUGGCAGAAAAAAAAAAGAAAAUGUUUAAAAAAGCUUUGUUCCCUGAACUAAAUUGUGCUAUUUGUGUUGUCAAUUGAACAAAUUGCAUUCCUUGCUUGUGAAUUGAUGCAUUUCUCUCCCUGCUCCUUAAAUUUUCUCCCCUUCUUUCCCUCCUUUCUUUCAUUUUUUAGCCUUUGAAGUUUGAAUAAAAUUUCUAGUUUGCAGAAUGUAUUACUAAAUAAAUGGGUUGUCAUCUUGUA